Neurospora hispaniola is the source of this 859-nucleotide messenger RNA. RefSeq lists its product as uncharacterized. Gene Ontology annotation, biological process: protein folding. The coding region runs from base 90 to 743 and encodes 217 amino acids. The record is from RefSeq and is a predicted model, not a curated record. The transcript has a single exon. Lineage: Eukaryota; Fungi; Ascomycota; Sordariomycetes; Sordariales; Sordariaceae. Gene Ontology annotation, molecular function: Hsp70 protein binding; Hsp90 protein binding. Gene Ontology annotation, cellular component: cytosol; nucleus.
CAAUCCCAUCCGAGAUACGAGACACGAGACACGUCGUCCUUUCGAUCAAUAACCAUUUCCAUUCCAACAUAAAUUACAAACCGCCCAAAAUGGCCGAAGACCUCGACACCUACACCCACCUCCCCCUAACCAUCGACCCCCAAAGCAAAUCCAUCUCCCUCCUCGCCUCCUCUGGCCUCUCCUCCGUGCAAACCCGCGCCCUCGAAUCCGAGCUCGCCGCUCUCAACGCCCUGCACCGCUCCCUCCACUCCCUCGACGCUCCGCACCUGGUGCCUCCUCCCCCGAUCCCCGUAAACCCCAAACGCUCCGCCCAGGUCUCCAAGCUGCGCGACAGCGGCAACGCCGAGUACAAGAAGCAAAAGUACAGCGAGGCAGCUAAAUUCUACACGUUGGGCAUCCAAAUGGCACUUGCCCGCCCGCUUUGGGAACCGUCCCAGCUGGUGAGGGAGGAAGUCCAUUCCUUGUUCUCGAACAGGGCGCAGGCGCACAUGUGGAUGCAGGAGUGGCCUGAGGCUGCGGUAGAUGCGGAAGCGAGUGUCGAGGCCAAGAGGGUGGGGAAUGCAAAGGCGUGGUUUAGGAGGGGAAAAAGUCUGUUGGAGAUGGGAAGACUUGAGGAGGCGAGGGAGUGGGUUGGACGGGCAUUGGAGGUGGAAGGGGAGGAGAAGGAGUUGGCGGAGUUGGGGAGGGAGAUUGAGAAGCGGUUGGAGGCCAAGAAUGCUGGUGCUGGUGCUGGUGCUGAGUAGGAGGGACAGCAGCAGAAGCAGGCCUAGAAGGAUGCUGGGAAUGCAACUGGGUGUGAAGUGGAGUGGGAGGGGAUAGCGAGUAUCAAGGCAUCUGGGUUUAAGGCUGGGUGCGGUGU